Oryzias melastigma (Indian medaka) is the source of this 3008-nucleotide messenger RNA. It is a transcript of the gene pkp1b, whose product is annotated as plakophilin 1b. Lineage: Eukaryota; Metazoa; Chordata; Actinopteri; Beloniformes; Adrianichthyidae. Gene Ontology annotation, cellular component: cytoplasm; nucleus; plasma membrane. The coding region runs from base 132 to 2522 and encodes 796 amino acids. The record is from RefSeq and is a predicted model, not a curated record. The transcript has 13 exons. Gene Ontology annotation, molecular function: cadherin binding. Gene Ontology annotation, biological process: cell-cell adhesion; cell-cell junction assembly; intermediate filament bundle assembly.
GAACUAGAUCCAUUCUUCCAUCUGUGUAAAAACUUCCUAAGCUGGAAGCGGCAGUCAGGAACUUCAAACAGUUGUUUUACAGUAGAAACUCCACCAUAAAUGACUGCAGGUCUUACUAUAGACACAAUACUAUGCGUCCGGGCACGCAGACAGAAAAUGAGAGCAAACGGCAGACUGCAGGCCAGUCUUUCAGGUCUAUUGUGUCUUCAUGGGCGCGGUCUUCUUCAUCGCGCAGGGCAGGGCAAGGUGCGCUUUUUUUUUUUUUUUUUUUCUCCCCUCACACCGCACGGACUCCCGUCCGCCUUCUCCAUUUUGAGACAGUCCGGACGCAGGUAGACAUGACGGCUCUGGACCCGCUGAAAAGCGUCAUGGCGCUGGGGAACGUGGACGACACGUCGCUGGCUCUGCCGUCCCGCCACAAGCAGCUGACGGGGGAGCAGCGAGUCCGGGAGCAAGUGCAGACUAUCAAGAGGACCAAGUCCAGGCACUUAAGCAGCAGGAGCGGGUCCACGUCUAUGUCCCCAACGAGCCCUUUGGAUGACUCUGUGUUUGUAGAUUUUGCAAAGUCAAGCACAUCCAAUGGAAGUGUCUUUUUGGGGAAUGGAUACUCAAAAAAUCAUAUCCAAGAGAAAAGCAUGAACAAACAAAGUCAGUCUUGUGUGAAAAAACAAACUGGCUAUCACUAUGAGAGGCGCUAUGGCGGCCCCGUUGGUGCUCUGCCAGUGGGGCAAAGAAACACCAGUCGCAGCGAGCCUGAUCUGGUCUGGCGGCGCUCCGUGGUACAACCCUCUGUUCCGUCACAGAGAAUGGUCUCCAAUAAGAACAGCUACGUGACACGGCGGAGCACCAGUCAGUAUAUAACAGGCCCCGCCCUACAUCCUCAGCCUCUGCAUCUCCCAAACGGCUCUGCUCAGACCAAAAUGAAUGGCAAAAUUAACGGCAAAAUUAACGGCCAGGUCAUUUCCAGUAAGACUAACAUCAGCCGGACGCAGUCACGACCUUCCAUGACCGAAUCUUCAUCCAAGAUCAAAGGACACUCUGGGGUGAAUGGAAACAGUGUCGUCACAGACAUUACUGUGAAGGAUGCUGUCAAGUUUCUCUCCAGUGAGGAUGAAGAAUAUCAGUACUGCGGCGCUUCCUUUAUCCAGCACAACACGUAUAAUAAUGACAAAGCUAAAGAAGAGGUUCUACAGUUGAAGGGGAUCCCAGCACUGGUGAAUCUAGUGUGCAGCCCCUGCUCCAGAGUCAGCCUGACAGCCUCCGCGGCGCUCCGUAACUUGUCUUUUAAAAACGACAGUACCAAGGAGGAGAUCCAUCACUGUGGAGGCAUCACAAAAGCUGUGGAGAAGCUCAAAGCGUCCAAAUCUGUAGACCUGCACAAGCAGCUAACAGGUCUUUUGUGGAAUUUGUCCUCAUCAGACAACCUGAGACCCGAUCUGCUGAAAAGUGCUCUCCCUGUCCUGAUGCCUGACCCAGCGGGCCCACAAAACACUAAAAGCACAGAAAGGCCAGAAAAGGACCCUGAUGUCUUUUAUCACGCUACAGGAUGUUUCCGAAACCUCAGCUGCGCUAAGCAAAACAGCCGACAGUUCAUGAGGACACAUCCUGGUUUGAUCGACUCUUUAGUCAGUUACGUUGAAAAAUGUGUGGCUGCAGAAAAACCUGAUGAUCUGUCUGUGGAAAACUGUGUGUGCGUUCUCCACAACUUGACGUUCCAGCUGGAGACCGAGGCUCCAAGUGUGUUCAAAAGGAUAAAUGCCUUGGCUAACCAGUCCAGCAAAAGCCAGACCCAGAACAGCUCCAGCUCUGUGGGCUGCUUUAGUUCACCGAGCAAAGCGCCCGAGGUUGAGCGUUGUUUUGACUACCCAUCUGUUGAGGAUCCACAGCCUAGUGGGGCUGGCUGGUUGAUUCACUCCAAAACACUGUCAAGUUACCUGUCUCUGCUUAAAAGAAGUAAGCGAGAUGAAACACUGGAGGCCUGCUGUGGAGCAAUGCGGAAUCUGACUGCACAUGAAGGCAUCGUGUUCAGUGUUUUAAGUCAAAUCAUUGUGAAGAACCUGAAUGGCAUGCAGAUUAUCACCCCCCUUUUGAGGUCAAGCAAAGUCAAUUUACAGAAGAACAUGCUGACGUUGGUAAGCAACCUGAUGAAGAACCCAAACCUGCAAAGUGCCAUAGGUGGUAAAGCCCUGCCAGAACUGCUGGAUCUCCUCCGUCAAGGUCCCAGCGGAGCACAUGACUCUGAUGACAACUUAGCAUUAGCUUGUCAGAUUGCCAGCUGCCUGAUUACCAAGGAACCUGAGAGGAACAAGAAACAUUUGAACUCCACCCUCAUAAAAUCACUGACUGAAUUGAGUGAAAACCGGUUUAUGCCAAAAUCCAGCAAAGCUGCAGGUGUUCUUCUCUACAAAAUCUGGUCAGAUAAAGAUUUGCAGAGCUUCCUGAAAAAGCAAGGGAUGAGCAAGUCCUCCUUUGUCAAUGACAUCACCGUGGCAGCUUACAAAUCAGCCCAAGUCGUUGAUUAGGAAUCUCUGAAAAGUCGCUCCCUGCACAUCCAAAGCAGCAGCCUUUCUCAUUUCAGAAGGACAGUUCACGUAUUUAUCCAUGCAUUCACGGAUCAGUGCUUGUAUAUCUCUGUACAAAUGUAAGAUGUUGUUUUCUUUGUAGAUACAAUGGUGAAGGUACUAGAAGACAUGACAGCAAUAGAAUUUCCUACUGGUUUUGACAGUUUGUCAUCUUGUGUACAUUUUCAAGGGUCUUUUUAAACACAGAGUAGCACAUAUGGAUUAUAUUUUGCACUGAAACUUUUGUUUAGUAUUGUCAAUGUGGAUUUAUGUAACAUGUAUUUGGAGAACUGAAAAUCCUCCUUCACAGAUGUAAGCCUACGAAGGAAUAUUUUACAAGCUUUACCAGUGCCACAAUCUUGAAUUGAUCUUUUUCUUCUAAUAAACAUAAAAGAAAUUUGCAGAAUAGUUGCUUGUCUUGAUCACAUGUAAAGCAUAAAGAUUUUA